This is a messenger RNA of Pygocentrus nattereri (red-bellied piranha), 1267 nucleotides long. RefSeq names its product COP9 signalosome subunit 6 (gene cops6). Gene Ontology annotation, cellular component: COP9 signalosome. Bases 8 to 982 code for a protein of 324 amino acids. The record is from RefSeq and is a predicted model, not a curated record. Gene Ontology annotation, biological process: protein deneddylation. Lineage: Eukaryota; Metazoa; Chordata; Actinopteri; Characiformes; Serrasalmidae. Gene Ontology annotation, molecular function: protein binding; metallopeptidase activity. The transcript has 10 exons.
ACUGCGCAUGCGCCUCACUCAGCCGGAGAAGAUGGCGACCAGCAGCGGCGGAGUGAUGGAGGUGGACGGAGCAGCAAGUCCCAGCGUGAUGGCAUCUGGAGUAACAGGGAGUGUGUCUGUGGCACUCCAUCCUCUCGUCAUCCUGAAUAUUUCCGACCACUGGAUCCGGCUUCGCUCUCAGGAGGGCCGUGCCAUGCAAGUGAUUGGAGCUCUGAUAGGGAAGCAGGAGGGAAGAAACAUUGAGGUGAUGAAUUCAUUUGAGCUGUUGUCACACACUGUGGAUGACCGCAUUCACAUCGAUAAAGAGUAUUACUACACCAAGGAGGAGCAGUUCAAGCAAGUUUUUAAAGAUAUGGAGUUUCUGGGCUGGUAUACGACUGGUGGCCCUCCUGAUCAAUCAGAUAUUCACAUUCAUAAGCAGGUGUGUGAAAUUAUUGAGAGUCCACUCUUUCUGAAGCUGAACCCUAUGACCAAACACACAGACCUGCCUGUGAGUGUGUACGAGUCUGUGAUUGACAUCAUUAAUGGAGAGGCGACCAUGUUGUUUGCCGAGCUGACGUACACACUGGCGACAGAGGAGGCGGAACGGAUCGGAGUCGAUCAUGUGGCACGCAUGACUGCCACAGGCACAGGAGAAAACUCUACAGUGGCAGAGCAUCUGAUUGCUCAGCACAGUGCAAUAAAGAUGCUGCACAGUCGUGUGAAGCUGAUUCUAGAGUAUGUGAAGGCUGUGGAGGCAGGUGAGGUUCCAUUUAAUCACGAGAUCCUGAGGGAAGCGAAUGCUUUAUGUCACCGUCUGCCUGUACUGAGCACGCUCAAGUUCCAAACCGACUUCUACGAUCAAUGUAAUGAUGUGGGGCUGAUGGCGUAUCUGGGCACCAUCACCAAAACCUGCAACAGCAUGAACCAGUUCAUCAACAAGUUCAACGUGCUGUACGACAGACAGGGCAUCGGCCGCCGCAUGAGGGGGCUGUUCUUCUGAAACACACACUCACACACUCCCUCAUUCUCACAUACCCCAAAGAAAUGGUCUGCUGAUGACAGAACAAGGAGGAAAUUUAAAGACAUACACAGUGUUCAUGUAGAGGCUUGUACAGAGUUAAUCUGAACCUGUUAACACUGUUUUGAGUUUAAUGAUGCAACAUCAAUUGUUUUCAGUUACACAUACAUUGAACUUUGGUUUAAUACACGGACACAGUGACUCUGUGAUGCUUUUUUGAUGUAAUUAAAGAUUCUGGAAAUAAAUGUGACCUUUGACUUUUGGGAA